AUGAAACCGCUAGCAAAGACCAGUCUCGCAAUGCCCAUACAAGAAAUGAUGCAGAGCAAAUUCACUAAAGAAACAGGACAAUCGGGCCAUGCAGCCAAACACGACAGUGAUAAAACGGCGGCUGUUAAAAUGGGAAUGUUUGGAGAGCGAACGAGGACGACAUUUCAGUGGUAUCCACAUAAUUCACUUGCGAAACGCUUCAACAUUCCCAAUCCGUAUCCUGGAGCUGAGAUUGUUGGCGUACCGCAUUUACAAAGGACAUCAAAGAAAGAAACGUUACUGAACUUGGGUCUACCACAGACAGCUAAUGAUCUCGCCCAAAGGAAAGCUCGUGAGGAGAUCCAUCAUGAAGAGGAGUUGGAGAAAGAAGCCAAAGGAAUGCAAAAGAGAAGACCUGGACCGGCCUCCGAAGUCGAUAUUCGACGUGAUUUUCGGCGAAAGUGA
This is a messenger RNA of Cooperia oncophora, 444 nucleotides long. NCBI's taxonomy places the organism in Eukaryota, Metazoa, Nematoda, Chromadorea, Rhabditida, Trichostrongylidae. The record is from the annotation of a GenBank genome assembly.